This is a messenger RNA of Macrosteles quadrilineatus (aster leafhopper), 5055 nucleotides long. It is a transcript of the gene nsl1, whose product is annotated as KAT8 regulatory NSL complex subunit 1. Gene Ontology annotation, molecular function: histone acetyltransferase binding. The transcript is spliced from 12 exons. The coding region runs from base 787 to 3948 and encodes 1053 amino acids. Gene Ontology annotation, cellular component: NSL complex. The record is from RefSeq and is a predicted model, not a curated record. Lineage: Eukaryota; Metazoa; Arthropoda; Insecta; Hemiptera; Cicadellidae.
UUCGGGCUAAGCCUAAUGCCGUCGGAUGUGAUGUAAAUCGCAGUUUUGGAAUUAAUUUUAGGAUGUUAACUUGAGUUGUUUUUAUAUUUUGUCGAUCCAUUUAGUUUUUCCAUCAUUACUCUACUCUGGUUUCGUCUAGAACAAGCAUAUUGAAGCUCUGGUCUGCUUGGCGCCUUGGAUUAGCCUAGGCCUACUAGGAUGAUCUAAACGAGACAUCAUUCAGUGGAUACCUUCGGAAGUGAUAGUGUCGAGUGCGGUUAGUUGUGUGCAUCACAAGUGGUUAAGUGUUCUACUAAAUAGGCCUAACUUCAAGAGGAAUAGCCUAACUUAGUUAUUUGUGGGAAUUAAAAUGGCUGAGAUAAGUUAAGCAAUUUAACUUACCUAAAAGAGUCAGUGGAAACCCCAAGAAGAUGGCAAUUGAUAAUGAGUUUGGUUCCAAUUCAUGGUAAAUGUAGAUAUAGAUAGAUAACCUAGUCCUAGCAGGUCAAGAUUAAAAUAUUCGAUUGGCAAACCGUUACCGCAAUGACUCCGUUGAGUAAAAUAAGAGUAACCUGCCGCUUUGAGUUAGCCUAAAAAAAUGGUCAAAUUCUGCCUGACUGAUGUUUAUUAGUCUCUUUGGGUUAAACGUAUCACUAACCUAAGUUAGCCCUAUCUUAGGCGUUUGAGGAUUUUUCAUGGACUUAAAAUUUACAUAUAAGUUAAGCAUUCUUGCGGACAUUAAGUUAAAUUUCUACAUUAACUUAUAGGCCUAACUUGUAUUACUUAAUUCAAUAAGUACAUGAAUGAAUGGGCCUGAGAUAUGCCUCGGUGAGGCAGCCCAUUGCGGUUGUCAUGGCACCAGCUCUUACAGAAACAAGCCAACCCCAAGGGUUUUCUCUGAAAUCUGAUUCUUUGUCAUCUCCUGUUUCAUUGGUUCCAUUUGAUGAAAAUACUGAAGGUAUUAACACCAACAUCAAAUGUUUGAAGCGUUUGACUUUUUUAGACUCAAAUACUACUGUGGUAAUGAACGGGGAUUCUGAAAACAUUUCAGAUCUUAAGUCAGUGUCCGAUUCAAUUCCUCAAGAUCAACUAUGUAAAGGUAAAUCAAGACCUAGGCCUAGUUUGACUAAGCCUUCUGAAGAAUGUGAUCAGGCUGUUGUUAAAGAAUCUGAUUACUCGUUGCUUCAGAUUGGUGGGUUUAUGAUGAAUAGUAGUUGUUCCAAUGAAGCUGAUGUAGAUAAAAUGGGUUUGCAAAAGUCAGGUUCCAACAUUGAACCGUGUAAUUAUUUAAAAAUGGACUUGUUCAAGACAAUAGGAAAUAAUACUUCACCACAGGGUGAUUUGGGAGCUGCAGGUGACAUAGGUCAUAAUGUAGAUGAGAUAAUGCAGGUUAUAAAAAAUAUGGAAUCCAAAACUAGUGAUAUUGAAGAAACCCUAGAACCCAGUCUGCAUAUAAAUGAUGGACCCGAUAUUGCUGGAGGUCUAUCUAAUUUUGAAAGAGAAUUUUUUAAUGAUGUUGAUAUGAUUAACAUGUGUGAAGAAGAAAACCUUGGUGAGAAUGGAUUGCCUGCUGUCAAUAAAGACACAACAAUAAAAGUUAAGGGGAAGGAAACCGUGGAUAGACAAUUUACAAUUCACAGAAAAUGUGAUUGGAUUAAAAGGAGGCUUUACAAGCUACAAAUGAGAGCAAUGGGUAAACAUGUAAGCGAGGAAAUUACUUCAACGCUACACCAUUUAAAUGACGUGUUGAAUGCCGAUAAGACAUCAAACUUAUACUCCGCUUUGACAUCAGGAAAGGCAGAUAAGGAAAAAGGAAUUGAAAUUAACAAUUUUAAUUUGUCAUCUUUGACCAGGAGAUUGGAACAUUCCUCCCAACAGCAGACCCUUGCAGCAUCACAAAAUCAUGUCCCAUCUAAAUAUUUUGGAUCAGGUCAUUCUGAUAACUCGCCAGUCAAUAUUAUGAGCAGACAAAGCCAACCACUCUCUGGAUCAGUUUUGCCAAAGCUUGACAGUGAGGUGUAUGAAGAGAUGAAGAAUAAAGCUGGAGAGCUCUGUUACCAACUGAAAGUCACUGAAAUUAGCAUGGAUUCCGAUGUCACUGCAAGCAGUUCUGGAGGGGAAAGUUGUGAUGAAAUGCAGUGCUUCAGUAAUCUUCAGCAACAGAGCUUGUCAAUAACAAAGAGAGCGUCAUGGAGGUGGUCUCAAGACAGAGCUACUAUUGCCAGCAAGUGGACGUGGCUACAAGCACAGAUUUCUGAUCUUGAAUAUCGCAUCAGACAAACCAAUGAGCUAAACAAGAAGAUAAGGACGGGCAAAGGUGGUGUUAUUUUAGAAGGUGAAGAUCCUCCUAGGUUAUGUGACAGUGUUGUAGUGAACGGUUAUCAUGGUACACUACCAGGUGCGACUGGUAAAAUCAUUGAUGAUGAACCUGUGACUGUGAGUUCAUGCCGAACUAGACCUUUAAAGCGAACUUCUUUUCUGAAACGAAAAGUUCUAAGGACUGCAGGUCUUCAUUUAACAUCCAAGAAGGCAGCUAAACAAUCUACAAUACACUGUGGUUGUCAACCUCCCCUGCCCAGCUGUGCUUUGUGUACAGGAAGAACCAAUCCCACCCAACCACGCGAGGAUCUCGAUUUGCUGACUUUGAAUGAGAGGAUAGCAAUGGUGGACCCUGCAUUUCAUCCAGUUCUGUCAUUUCCAAAUGAUGUGUCUCAGAGUGUACACUUUGACGCCAUCAUGAAGACAUCAGACUGGCAGUUGAAGGCCCAACGGCUGCAGCCAAAGACCAUCACUAGAACCAUUGACAACAGUGAUGACUCAGCUCCUUCAGAGAAGCGACCACUUCUUGAACAGCAGAGGAGAAGAUACUUGAAGAGGAGCACUGGUGCAACAGCAUUAACUGAGAAAAUAAAAAAGAAGUUGGCUAAAGAGAGGAGAUCAAAAAUGCUUGGUGGUGCAAGGGAAAGAUUGAAGACAAGACGGAGAUUCUCUUCUCUCAGUUUCCAUGGAUUAUCAUGUUCAGAGGAUAAAGGGGAGGAAACAAGACAUGAAGAUGAAGACAGUAAUCCAGAUUCAUAUAUGAUGUUGGGUGGAACUCAUUCUUCACCCAUCCCAUCUCCAUCCCCUUCGUCUCACUGCAGCAAGGAGAGGGAUGCCUUUAGGCGUAAAAGAGAAAAUUCGUAUGAUAUCGACAAUAUUGUGAUUCCCUACAGUGUUGCUGCUGCUACAAGACUGGAAAAACUACAGUACAAAGAAAUACUUACACCAAAGUGGCGUUUGCUUCCUGUGGAGCAGCCUGCUAAAUUAGAUCUUAAGAAUAAUGGCUUGGUCAGGAGACUAAGUAAAGAAGAAGAAGAAACAACAGCAGCUGCUGCAGCAGAAGAGGAUGAAGCUGAAGAUUUGACUGAAGAAGGUCUCAUCAGCCGCCAUGAAAAGUGUGAACAAGAGGAGAGAAAAAAGUUUUCUACUUAUUUAAAACUUCCCAACAGUAUGGCCAGAUCAAGAAGCCAUCGUAGAGCUGACAGUAGGGCCGAGAGCAGUGGAGGCAACACACCUGAUCCUAUGAGUCCUGUGGCAGCUGAUGGAGGAGGGUCACCUAUGACAUCUCCCCCUGCCACCCCUCAACCUGCUGAUUGUGAUGUCUCUCAGAUACGAAGGAGAACUCUGUCACGAUGUGUCUCUCCUGUGGACAUCCAGCAUGAUGAGGUUGCUCCAUAUGAACUUAGAACGUUUCCUUUGACUGACGAAAUAUAUGAAAAAAUGUUAAAAGUCAUGCCACCUGGACACCCUUUUAAGGCUUAUUCAAGUUCUCAUCCUAACUAUUUGCGUGAUAGUGAAAGUGAGAGUCGCCCAGUGACCCCAGUAUCAGAUUCAACAGAAUCUGCAGACACCUUUGUAGAAGAAGACCCCAAUGACCCAGAAUGGACUGUGGGAGAAUCUUCUGUAGAAAGAGUUCCGUUUAAGAGGUAGAACAUAAUUGUUCUACUUCUUUCGCUGUGUAUAUAUUUAGUGUAUAUUCCUAUAGUUUUAGUUUCAUUUUUACACUUUCAAAAUGUUCAUAAAGACUAUGUUAACAGUGAUGUGUAUAGUGGCAAGAUAUUUGUAAUUAAAAUAAAUAUUUUAAUAGCAGAAAGUGUUAAAAUGGCUUAUUAUUUUCUGUAGGCUGUGACUAUCAUCUUUGUUAUAUUUUUUAGUGUUUAGGUUUUAAGAAUUAUGUAUAUUAUGUCAUCUAAACUAGUCCUUUGAUAACAGGAAUAAAAGUAAGUCCAUCUCGGGUAAUAUGAAAAAAAUUAAAUGAAAAAACUUCAGGAGGCAGGUUUAUAUUACUAUUGUAGAGGAUUUUUCAUAACUAUUCCCCCCAACAGAAUGAAACUACAACUUAUAUAGGAAUAUUAUAAACUACUUGAAAAAAAAAAAAAACUAAAGAUAUACGUCUAAUAACACAAGUAAUAAUAUAUUUACACUUAUACUGUUGACUCACAAGAUGGUAAAUACAUAUGAAAGGUGGUAAGUGGUACCAUAUUUGAGUACUACUCAAAUAUAUUACUACUAUAUUUGAGGCAACAGUAUAAGUGUAAAUAUAUUAUUACUAGUGUUAUUAGAUGUAUAUUUUUUCAGGUAAUUUAAUAACACGUACGAUGCUGAUCAAGAAGUUAUUUAUUUUGGGCCAAAAUAUAACCCCCUUCAUGAGUUUUGCUCAAAAUGUACAGCCUGGAUUAAUACCCCCUGUUCAGAUACAGAAUUUGGUGAUAUUAACUAAUUUUGUAAAUUAAAGGUGUUUCUGUAGAAAGACGUUUUCAGUUGACUUUUAUUUACCAUUCUAAUAGCGAAUUUCUCAAAGAGUCUCAUAGUAAAACCUGGCUCUGGGACCGAUUUACUUUUUUGUUUUGAUGUUCCCAGAGGCCAAAAACACCAUCUGUUCUCAAAUUCUUCAUAUAUUUAUAUAUAUAUAUGUCUCCGAUAGCACGUUAACUCAAGCAAAAAUGAUCCGAUUUUAAUGAAAUUUGGUACAAAAGUGUAAACCAACGUUUAUUUAAAAGAGUUCGGGAACCAUCAUGAUCAGACCAUGGUAACGGG